UGUGUCAUUUUUUAAAUGUUUUUGUAUUGUUUAGAUUACAUUAGGGCUGGAUAUCAAACCUAAAUACUGUUAGUGUUUGAAUUGUGAAUUGAAUUGAAGUGCUGUAAUGGUUUAUCAAGUACCGAAAAAUAGCACUGAAUGCUUAGCCAGAUUCUCAGCCUUCAGAUAUUGUGUGAUUUGAAUUAUAAUUUUGUAAAUUUUAUAAUGUUUUUCAGUGUGUUAAACCAUUCAACUCUAAAGCAUUUCAGAAGUUUGGACUUUGUUGUUAAAUUAAAAAAAAUAUAUAUUUUAUGUUUCCAUAUCGUAAUAUAAGAUAUUUAGUAGGUAUUUUGGUACUGCUAUUCGAACUCAGGUAUCAAAUUGGUAACAGAUGUAAAGCAAAUCCAGCCCUAUUACAACAGCCAGAGUUCCUUGAGUACCAGUGUGUAGUACUAGUGUGUAGUACUGAGAGUAAACAUCUAAACACACCCUAGAAUCUUUGAUGUGGCAGGAAGAGGCCCAGUUUAUUUCAUAGAUUCCUGUGUAAUUUGAUUACUUGUAGGGCAGACCUCGAUCAUUUAUUACCUUAUUGUAUGUGCUCACUGACAAUAUUUCACUGACAUUAUAUAUUUUCAUUUCUUACCUAUUUGAAGGCACUUUUAAUCAAACCUCACAUAAUUGAACACCUAUAUAAACAUACAGCACUUUGUCCAGCAUAGUGGUAUUAUUAAAUAAUUGUUGUAACAUACAAUAAAGGUCGAUGCUACGUCAUGUAUCUCCUUUGCUAUCUUCCAAGCCUGUUGAGAAUAGUAUGUGCCUGUAACAGCAGCUGUGUGUCCAUGCUUGUUUUUUGGAAUCUGACUUCAGCACAGUGUCACUGUCAGUUCUAAAAAUAGCUGAAAGACAGGCAGCCUGUCCCAGUGACAUGGCAAAAGCGUUUGGCCAUGGUGCCGACUCCAUGUUGAUCUUACCAGCCGCUCAGCUACAAACUGCUUUUUUACUGGAAGGAUGAGCCAUUAUUUCCAUUCUCUGCUUCUGUGUUCAGCUUUGAACUCAGUUUUUGAGCAUCCCUGCUGAAAGACAAUUUGGCUUCCAUUUUAAACUGAAGUUGACCAUGGUGCGCAAUGUGGAUGACCUGGACUUCUGCCUGUCCUCCCAUCCUCAGAGCAUCCUAGAGGGAUUGCGCUCCCUCUGCUCUCACCCCAAACUGGUCGAUGUAACACUGAGCACUGGCGGUCGGGACUUCCCCUGUCACCGUGGCGUGUUGGCCCUCUGCAGCACGUACUUCCACAGCAUGUUCUCAGGGGACUUUGUGGAGAGCAUAGCUGCACGUGUGGAGCUUCACAAUGUCGAUCCUGAUAUACUCAGCUGCUUGCUGGACUUUGCCUACACAGGCAAACUGACCAUCAACCAGAGCAAUGUGGAGGGGCUGAUCUGCACCUCCAGCCAGCUGCAGUUCCAGACAGUGAGAGCCGUGUGCAGCCGAUACCUUCAGCACCAGAUUGAUGCAACCAACUGUCUGGGAAUCCUGGAGUUUGGGGCGAUCCAUGGCUGCCCUGAGGUGAUGGCCAAAGCGUGGGCCUUCCUCUUGGAGAACUUUGAGGCUGUGCAACUAGGUGAGGAGUUUCUACUGUUGGAAAAAGACAGGUUGGUUGCCUGCCUGUCCGACGAAGGACUACAAAUCCGGACAGAGUGCACCCGUGUGGAGGCCAUACUGAAAUGGGUCAGGCACCAGGAGUCUCGGCUCUGCCACCUCCCUGAACUCCUCACCUUGUCCCGUCUCCCUCUGCUCAGCCUGGACUACCUGGCUGACACCCUGCUGAAGGACAGUCUGGUGCAGGCCUCUCCCAGCUGCAGAGAGGCUGUUGAAAAAAUUCACAGAGAGAAAAUGGAUUUGGCACCAGAAAAUAUAGACAGACUGGACCCUCAGAGUCCACAACCAAACCUGCAAGAGGUGCUGGUGGUAAUGGGAGGUCGUUCACUGGAUGACUCAGAUGAUGAAGAUGACUCCGAUGAAGAGGACAGAGACCCAAGAGUGCAAAGACUGCUGCAUAGGAACUGUGCCUUUUACAACACAGUUACAAAACAGUGGCAUGAGCUCCCUAAUUUCCCCAACCCUAACAAGUGGGGUUACGCCAUGGUCUCCUUGAACAAUGAUGUGUAUGUCACAGGGGGCUCGCGAGGUUCAAAUACCAACACCUGGUCCACCACAGAGACCUGGAAGUACAUCACAAGAGAGGGGAGGUGGAUUACUGUGGCACCCAUGCUCCGGCCUCGGACUAACCACACGUCAGCAACGCUCAACGGGGAGAUUUACGUCAUUGGAGGUACAACGUCAAAUCGCGUUGAAGUUGAGCAUUAUGACCCUUACAGCGACACCUGGGCCUUGACGUGCCCCGCCCUAAAAUAUGUGACGAACUUCACAGCCACAGCGUGUCACGGGAAGCUCUAUGUGAUUGGCUCGUGUGCUAUGAAGUACAAUGCUUUGGCCAUGCAGUGUUACAACCCUGUUAUAGAUAGCUGGAUCAGCAUCUGUUCCCCGUUCCUCCCAAAGUAUUUGUCCUCUCCUCGGUCUGUCUGUGUGGAUGGAACUAUAUAUCUGCUUGCUGACAAUACUAAGAAAGUCUACUCUUAUGAUCCAGAUGCAAACAUGUGGCAGAAGGUCCAGCUUCUCCACAUGCUCCAUGAGAAUGGCGGCCUGGUAACGCUGGACGGGAAGCUGUAUGUCACUGGAGGCCAUUGGAAGGGUAUGGAGGGGGACUACGGUGUGGAAGUGGAGGUUUACAACCGAACAAGCAACACCUGGGAGGUGGAGUGCUUACUGCCGAGACUUUGGUUCUACAGCGGAGUCUGCACCAUCUUCCUUGAUCCGUCCCAGUGGCCUGAGCUUUUCCCCAUAGAUUUAACAUAAUGGCCUCUUGUGCUGAUGGGACUAAACUCGAGGUCAAAGAGUUCCCAGAGACAUGUUCCUAUAUCAUAUAAUGGCAUGUUUAUCCCAGGAUGGCAUUGUGCCCCAGAAUAGUGUGUCACAUGAUCCUCAGGUAUUCCUGCUUGUUUUUUAGGGCCUCAGCAGCUGUUUAUGUAUUCUUUGUAUCAUGUGUUUGAGAUCUGAAUUCCUUCUGCGUUAUUGAAUGGUACUUCUGAAUUAUUAAAUAUUUGCAGAGUA
This is a messenger RNA of Perca flavescens (yellow perch), 3145 nucleotides long. It is a transcript of the gene klhl30, whose product is annotated as kelch-like family member 30. Gene Ontology annotation, molecular function: protein binding. Bases 1094 to 2890 code for a protein of 598 amino acids. The record is from RefSeq and is a predicted model, not a curated record. The transcript has 8 exons. NCBI's taxonomy places the organism in Eukaryota, Metazoa, Chordata, Actinopteri, Perciformes, Percidae.